GUAAAAAUUGAGGUUGUGUAAAAGUUAAGGUAUAUGAUAUUGACUACUUUUAUUGAAUAACUUUACAAACAGACUUGGAGCCUAUAGAUUUCCUAUGUUUAGUUCUUCCAAUUCAAUCAUGCCAAUUUUUUUAAAACAUAACGGAAUAUCUAAGAACUAAUUUUAUCCAAAAAACAACUCCCGGUGUUUCAAGAAUCCGAUCAAAUAACCAGGCAGAGGGUGCAAGGAAAGAAUCUCAAGUGUCUGCCAGUAGCCGGUUAAAAUUUCAUUGGAAGCCUUUGAAACUCGAAAGACACGUGUUGAUGAAGAUCAGGAAACCGACUGAACUAGUUUCUCCAUUUUCUUAACGAACUCCGGUGCCAAUUUUUUAUUGGGCUUCUUUUCAUUCUUCUCGGCCCGGAAGUCGAACCCGAAUGCGUACGAGACUUCUUCGGAGCUCCACCCGGAUUUCCUGAGCGAGCCCGAGAACCCAUCCGCUUUGACUAACAGCGCAUCGCGAACCGCUUGAUUGUCCAGGAUAACCAUCUCGCUGUCGAACAAUCCGGACGCUGACACGUGUAGGAUCUCCGAUACGUCGGAUUCCUUCCACCCACCUCCUCUCAGAACCGACCCGAUUUUCUCUAUGUACUCUUCCACCCAUUUAGGCGUUCCGGAUCUCCGCACUUCAAAGUACCGUUCCGGCGAAGAAGACGAGGAGGAGGACGAAUUCGACCUCCUUCUCCGCUUAUCCACGACGGCGUCGCUCCAGAACUCCACCCAUCGCGGGGUUCUCCCUCCGGCGGAGCUCUUCCUCGACGUAAUCGACGAGGACGACCCGGUUGAUUGAGAUUCUACACCGAUUUUGCGUUUUCCGCAGAGAAAAUUAAGGUCCGAAUUGAGGAACAGGGACGCCUCACGGUCGAAGAAAUCAGAUAGAUCGAAACCACAGCAGGACAGCUCAUUCUCGUCCACGUAGAAAAUAGGGUUCCCGGCUAGAGAAGGAUGGCAGGGGAUGUAACAAUGGUUGAAAAUUGGUAUCAGAAGCGGGGCUCUCUUCAGAGCAUUUCUAGCGAUUUUGAGCGCCUUCUCCGCAUCCGAAGGCCGCGGGCCCCACGACUUGGACCAGAGCCCGUUCCUGGCUAUAUGGAACGACACGGCGGCGGCGGGGAAAUCGAUCGACGCGCGAAGCUGGUGACGAGACGAGCGCCAAUCCGGAAAUCCAGGGCCAAGCGGAAGACCGGCGGAGAGGAUGGCUUUGAGGUCCGGCGGGAAGCAGAAGCCGUACUCGGCUUCAGCUCGGGCGAAUUCGGCGUCGGAUAAGCCGGAUUCUACUCGCACGCCGCAACUUCUGAGAUGGACGAUAACUUUAUGGACAAGCGGCGUGAAGGAGAAGAGACUGUUGCGGGCGGGAAGAGGGGUAGAAGGCGUGGACGCUGCUGCUCUGGCGGAGAGGCGGCGGAGGCCGGCUAGGUGGGCCGGAUUAAGCCCGGCCAUUCUCCGGUCAACGUCGACCAUUUUUGUUGCUUGAUCUGCGAAAGUAAGAAUCCGUUGGACUGAAAAGCAAAAGUGUGAACUCCAGAGAGUCCGUGUGAUGUUAUAAAAAAGGCGGAAAAGGAUUGAGAC
Cuscuta europaea is the source of this 1602-nucleotide messenger RNA. NCBI's taxonomy places the organism in Eukaryota, Viridiplantae, Streptophyta, Magnoliopsida, Solanales, Convolvulaceae. The record is from the annotation of a GenBank genome assembly.